Molecule: messenger RNA, 777 nt
Organism: Penaeus chinensis
Lineage: Eukaryota; Metazoa; Arthropoda; Malacostraca; Decapoda; Penaeidae
Exons: 10
Coding region: 76-777 (233 amino acids)
Source: RefSeq, a predicted model, not a curated record
UUGGUCCUUAGCCUAGCUGACAGAGAUUCUUUCCUGCAGAGGCCGACGACAGAGGAACUAUCGAAAGACGCAGAGAUGGGGUUGGGACUCCGUUGCUCCGUUGUCCUCGUAUUGUCUAUCGCCCGGGUCUCUUCGUCAGUAUGCCCCACCUUCAAGAAUCUCCAUGCAGAUAACUUAAUGUGUGAGCCAAACUGCCUGGACCCUUCCAAAGGCAACGUGUAUGGUACCCUUGACUAUCAUGAGGAUUCCCACGUGUGUCUGGCGGCUCUCCACGCGUCGGUCAUCAGCGAAAUGGGAGGCUCGGUCAGCGUCAAGAGGUCAGGGCAAGCCAUCCGAGAUUUCUACGGCACUGUCAGGAAUAGGAUUAAGUCCGAGACAAGGAUGGACGCCGAUUCACGGCCUUAUGCUGUCCGAGGACCCGGCGGCAUCACAGCAGAAGACCUCCUUCCCGACGUGCUCCUCGUGCACAAUUCCUACGCAGACACGGAUCUCCACGUCGCUUGCUUCUCUCAGGACCCCGGGUAUGAACUGGCGACCGGCCUCACGAGGUGGGAUUAUAGCAAGAACAUGGGUAGCAAGCGAGUGGAGAGGCAGCCGCAAAGAACCGUCUUUACCUUCGAUGACGGCCCCAACUACCACGCCUUCGUCUGCCAGGGGAGACGCGCACCAACGGAUGUCCUGGCGGUUGUCCAGUUCCGCCUGGACAAUCCUGGAUACCACAAGCCCACGUACCAGGCUCCAUAUAAGUUUUACAUCUCGAAAACUAAGUUUGCGUGA